Messenger RNA from Arachis duranensis, 1524 nucleotides. Its product is annotated as beta-glucuronosyltransferase GlcAT14B. NCBI's taxonomy places the organism in Eukaryota, Viridiplantae, Streptophyta, Magnoliopsida, Fabales, Fabaceae. The transcript is spliced from 4 exons. Gene Ontology annotation, molecular function: glucuronosyltransferase activity. The coding region runs from base 225 to 1511 and encodes 428 amino acids. The record is from RefSeq and is a predicted model, not a curated record. Gene Ontology annotation, cellular component: membrane.
UGAGACUGUGAGGGAGAGAGAGUAGAUAGAUCAUAGAUGUUGUUUUUCGUUUCUCCAAUCUAUCCCUGCUCACUUGAUAGUAAAGUGCGCACUUCACCCCCUUGCAUAGAUCCUCCGGCGCACACUUCCUUAUUCUGCGCCGCCCUUUCCCCUUUCCACAAACCUCAAAAACCAUUCUCUACACUUCAACUCUGCAACCUCCAUCACCUUCUUCACACUCUUCCAUGGACUCCAACAACAACAACAGCAACAACAAGCAACAGAAGAAGAAGAAAUGGUUCCUACCACUAGUCUUCUCUCUACUCAUAUCCACCAUACUCAUACUCCUCACCAUCUUCAUCUCCUCAGAUUCAACCUCCUUACUCUACCUCUACCGUUCACGCCUCAACACUCACCAUCAACUUCCCAAUUUUGUUGAGUCCAAGCUCAACCUCUCUCCCACAUCUUCCAUUAACACUGUUCCAAGGAUCGCCUACUUGAUCUCCGGUUCAAUGGGAGACGGUGAAACUUUGAAGAGGACUCUCAAGGCGCUUUACCAUCCAAGGAACCAGUACGCUGUUCACCUCGAUCUUGAAGCUCCUGCGCACGAAAGACUGGACCUUGCUAAGUUCGUCAGGGAAGAGCCUUUGUUUGCUGCUGUUGGAAACGUCAGGAUGGUGGUCAAGGCUAAUUUGGUAACUUACAGGGGACCUACCAUGGUUACAAACACGCUUCACGCUGCUGCCAUUUUGCUCAGAGAUGGUGGUGACUGGGACUGGUUCAUCAACCUUAGCGCUUCGGAUUAUCCGUUGGUCACACAAGAUGAUCUGCUACAUACACUAUCAUCUAUUCCGAGACAUCUAAACUUCAUUGAGCACACCAGUGAUAUUGGUUGGAAAGAGGAUCAGAGAGCGAAGCCAGUUAUAAUUGAUCCAGCUCUUUAUAGCGUCAAUAAAUCUGAUGUGUUUUGGGUGACAGAGAGAAGAAGUGUGCCCACGCAAUAUAAGCUGUUUACAGGCUCUGCUUGGAUGAUGCUAUCGCGCCAAUUUGUUGAGUACUGUUUAUGGGGAUGGGAUAACUUGCCUAGAAUAGUCUUGAUGUAUUAUGCCAACUUUCUAUCUUCCCCUGAAGGCUAUUUCCACACUGUCAUCUGCAAUGCUGACGAAUUUCGGAACACCACGGUCAACCAUGACCUUCACUUCAUAUCAUGGGACAACCCUCCGAAACAGCAUCCGCACUACCUUACAGAUAAUAACUACCAGAAGAUGGUGGAAAGCAAUGCUCCUUUUGCUCGGAAAUUCGGCCGGAAGGAACCAGUCCUGGAUAAGAUCGAUACUGAACUCUUGGGACGAAAUGCGGAAGGUUAUGUUCCUGGCAAGUGGUUCAAACAAGUAAAUCCUAACACCAGCAAAUCAUAUUCUGACAUAAGAAAUAUCACUGAACUGAGGCCUGGCCCCGGCGCGGAAAGGCUUAAACGCCUUAUCAAUGGUUUGUUAUCAUCAGAAGAAUUUCUAACCAGGCAGUGUUCUUGAAUAAUAAUCUUGA